AAUGUGCGUGCAUGUGUGCGCAUGUCCGCUGCUGCCUGUUGUCGGUGUAUUGGAGUCGCAGACCUGGAACAUUACCGGAAACAGCAGCAGGGCUCGAGCCUCCCGGUGAGCCUCCGGUGUGUGACGGUGAACGGAGACAGAUCCCGGUGUACGUGUGUGACGGGGAAACGGACUUUUCUCUCCGGUUGUUGUCGUAGAAACAUCCGCGCUGCUCUCUGUGGAGCUGAGCUGCAGGAAGCUGCCUGAAGAUCAGAGGAGUUUUUCCCUGCAGCUCGACUGACAGGCUUGUUGUCAUGCUGUCCUCCUGGCCCCGCCCCUCCUGGCUCCUCCUAUUCCUCCUCGUCCAAUCAGCUGCGUCCACAGACGACCUUCAGGAGGUCACUCUGGCGGCAAUCUUGCCCCUGACGAACACAGAUUAUGCUUGGGCGUGGCCUCGCGUGGCACCAGCGCUCCUGCAGGCGGUACGGCGGGUGAACUCUGACCCCUGGCUGCUGCCGGGCCUUACGCUCCAGCUGGUUAACGGCAGUUCCGAGAACCGUGACGGCUUCUGCUCGGACUCUAUGGCGCCGCUAGUCGCCGUCGACCUCAAGCUUUCCCACGACCCCUGGGCGUUCAUCGGGCCGGGCUGCGACUACUCGUCCUCGCCCGUUGCCCGCUUCACCACGCACUGGGACGUUCCUAUGGUGACGGCCGGAGCUCGUGCCAUUGGCUUCCACCUCUUUGCGGCGGUCACCAACACUGGCCCCACCCACAAAAAGUUGGGUGAGUUUGGCGUGAAGAUCCAGGACACGUUUGGCUGGCGGCAGAACGCCUUGCUCAUUUAUAGCGACAACAAGGACGCGAACGACGACCGGCAGUGCUACUUCGCAGUGGAGGGGAUCUACGACCAGCUCGAGAAACUCAACGUCACCAUCCGUGACCGCGCUAUCGAUGCCGACAACUACAAGGAGGUUGUCCAUGAGAUCCGCGACAACGGCCGAGUGGUGUACCUGUGCUGCUCUUGGGACAUCCUCCGGGCCCUGAUGGUGCAGUUCUGGAAGGAGGGGGUGGAGUUGGAGGACUACGUUUUCUUCUUCAUUGAUCUUUUUGCUGAGGGUGUGGGGGGGCAGGCCCCCGUCAGACCGUGGUUCAGAGGAGAUCAGGACGACUUUGCCGCCCGCCUUGCCUUCAGGAGUGUGAAAGUGCUGACGUACCGGCAGCCUCAGAAUCCACAAUAUCUUCAGUUUAUUGAAACUCUGAAGAUCGAUGCGAAGGAAAUAUUCAACUUCACCAUCAAAGACUCUCUGUAUAACCUGAUAGCUGCAGGUUUCCAUGAUGGAGUCAUGAUGUACGCUCAGGCUCUGAACGAGACACUGAGCGAGCAGAGAUCUGGACCAGGACCAGUCCAGAGGCCCAGAGGAGACCUGGUGACCAGGAGGAUGUGGAACAGAACUUUCUCAGGAGUGACGGGCGUGGUGGAGAUGGACGAGUUCGGGGACAGACAGAUGGACUUUGCUCUGUGGGACACCAUCGAUGUGGAGUCUGGAGAGUUUCAGGUGGUGUGUGUGUAUAACAGCAGUAUGAACCAGCUAAUCAUGCAGGGUGGGCGGAGCUUCCAGUGGCCCGGGGGCUCUCCACCUGCAGACGUGCCCGAGUGCGGCUUCAAGAACGACAAACCCGCCUGCCUCGCACGUACGGUGACCAUGCAUCAGAUGAUUGCCAUAGUGAUCUGCUUCGUCUUCGUCAUCAUCGUCACCGUGACGGUCUUCAUCUACAGGAAGUUAAAGCUGGAGAGCGAGCUGGCUGCUCAGCUGUGGAGAGUUUCCUGGGACAACGUCCAGAUGAGCAACCUGGAUAAAGUCCUGAGGAGAGCCUGCAGCAGACUGACCAUGUCUCUGAAAGGAUCCAACUGCGGCUCUCUGAUGACCAUGGAGGGAAACUUCCAGAUUUACACCAAAACCGGAUACUACAAGGGCAACCUGGCAGCCAUCAAGUAUAUCAACAAGAAACGCAUCGAACUGACGAGGAAGGUUCUGUUUGAACUAAAACAUAUGCGAGAUGUUCAGAAUGAGCACCUGACCCGCUUCAUCGGCGCCUGCAUCGACCCACCAAACAUGUGCAUCAUCACAGAGUACUGUCCCAGAGGCAGUCUGCAGGACCUGAUGGAGAGCGAAAGCAUCACUCUCGACUGGAUGUUCAGAUAUUCUCUCAUCACUGAUAUCGUCAAGGGCAUGUUGUUCCUCCACAACAGCGUCAUCGUGUCCCACGGUAACCUGAAGUCGUCUAACUGCGUUGUGGACAGCCGCUUUGUCCUGAAGAUCACGGACUACGGCGUGGAGAGUCUGCGAACCGCAAGCUGCCCUGAGGACUCGCACGCUCACUACGCACGUAAACUGUGGACGGCUCCAGAGCUGCUGAGGACAGAGUCCCCCCCCCCCUGUGGGACUCAGAAAGGAGACGUUUACAGCUUCAGUGUCAUCCUGCAGGAGGUGGCUCUGCUGAGAGGAGUGUUUUACCUUGACACACACACGCUGACCCCUAAAGAGAUUGUCAUGGCGGUGCGGCAUGGCGGUGCCCCCCCCCUGCGUCCUUCGCUCUGCUUCCACAGUCACAGCGAGGAGCUGGGCGUCCUGAUGCAGCGCUGCUGGAGCGAAGAGCCAGGGGAGCGGCCCGACUUCAGCGGCAUCAAGAUCCUGCUGAGGAAGCAGCACAGGGGUUAUGGAUCAAACAUCCUGGACAACCUGUUGUCCCGUAUGGAGCAGUACGCCAACAACCUGGAGGAGCUGGUGGAGGAACGAACGCACGCGUAUCAUGAAGAGAAACGCAAAGCUGAAGCACUGCUGUACCAGAUACUACCACAUUCAGUAGCAGAGCAGUUGAAACGAGGAGAGACGGUUCAGGCCGAAGCUUUCGACUCUGUCACUAUUUACUUCAGUGACAUCAUCGGCUUCACCGCCCUGUCUGCUGAGAGCACGCCACUACAGGUGGUGACCUUGUUAAACGACCUCUACACCUGUUUCGAUGCCAUCAUCGACAACUUUGAUGUUUACAAGGUGGAGACCAUCGGUGAUGCCUACAUGGUGGUGUCCGGCCUGCCGGUGAGGAAUGGGAAGCUCCACGGGCGGGAGGUUGCCCGGAUGUCCCUCGCCCUGCUGGACGCCGUACAGAGUUUCAGCAUACGACACCGAGAAAAUCAACAACUCCUGCUACGCAUUGGCAUACACAGCGGUCCAGUGUGUGCAGGUGUGGUUGGGCUGAAGAUGCCCAGGUACUGUCUGUUUGGAGACACAGUCAACACAGCGUCACGCAUGGAGUCCAACGGAGAGGCUCUGAGGAUCCACGUGUCGGAGGCGACCUGGGAGGUUCUGCAGGAGUUCGGCUGCUUCCAGCUGCAGCUCAGAGGAGAGGUGGAGAUGAAGGGGAAGGGACGCCUGAGGACGUUCUGGCUGCUGGGGGAGGACGGGAUGCCAUGAGGGGGGGGGGCGUGGGUCUGCACGGCGAGCUCCAAGAAAGACAAAUUAUUUUAGUUUUAUGAGUGGAAAUGAAAUCUGAAUGAUACACUUAAACAAUAUGAAUACAGAAUUAACUUUGUGUUCCUAUCGUCUGUUUAUCUGCAAUCCUUCACUGACAUCACAGAACAGGUUGUUGUUGACAUUAUUCACUAUGUCGAUAUAUUUAGUUAAACAUAUUUUCAGUUUAACGUUAUGUUUGUAAAAGUCCUGUGAAAAUCUGCAGCUGUGCAGCAAAACAAAGAGAUGGUCCACAGAAUGCGUAAUUUCCACGCUUCACCUUCGUUAUUUAACCGGCUGUGCAAUGCAUUCUGGGAGCUCCGCUUUUGGCCGCUCCUCAUUUACAAAGAUUUGAGGGCUUAGCUUCUUGCGAUUUGGCGAAAAACUUUUUAAUUUACCAUCAUCGAUCUUAAAUGAAUUCAACUUAUUUGUUUAAAAUGUUUUCAGAAACACAUUUCGAUUAAAUAUUUUCUUAAUAUAACUCCAUGUUGGUCGCUUGUAUAGUGUGAACAUAUAGGUAUAGGUAGCACUCGCUGAAACACCGUUAGCUCAGUUUGGAAAUAACUGAAAGAGAUAGUUCUGAUGUUUUGAAGUGAGAUUGUAUGCACUCAUAUCCGUAGUGAUGAAAGGAGUAACAACUGAUGAGCAGCGUCGUGUUCUGAGAGGUAAAAUUAUGUUUUUGUGAAUGGAGUCUGGUGGCUUUGAAGAGAUAGCUAACAUAGCUCACGGCUUCAGCUCCCAUUAGAAGGGCUGUCUGACAGCAAGGUAAAGAAAAUGUGUAAUACGCCUAUUAGAUUAAAAACAACAUAUAAACAUAUUAUGAUCAACAAAUAUAAAACCGAGGUAUGAGCACUAGUGUGUAUAUACAUUUUUGUUUUGGAUUAUUUUGGAGUAUAUCAUACAUUAUACAUUAUACACUGUGUAUAAUGAACCCCCAGGAACUUAAAGGUGGGGACCCUCUCCACUCUCUUGAGUUGAGUUGUAUAAGUUGAAACAAAAAGGUGAAAAUCAUCUAAAUGUGGCGCUUUUCUUUAUGUGGCUAAAUACUUUUUGCUGCCGCUCCGAUCCACAGCAGUACUAAAUAUAUAUAGACUAUAUUAAAUAUAUACCCCCCCCACACACACACAGGGUUAGACUACGUUACUGUGGGACUUCAGACACGCAGAAACCCUCAGCUCACCUGGGAAACAACAUUCCGAAGUUAAAACAUACUUUGACCAGAAUUUAAAUGUUGGGAUUUAAGAUUAGGUUCUCAAACAACUUUUCCCCGGAGAGGCACGACACCUGCUCGUCCUUCAAGUCAAAGGUCACGUCAGCUGUUAAACCCUCCUCUCUGAUUUGUCGUUUAUAUCUGACAUCAUUUAAAGCAGUUCAGGAUUUUUCACCAAAAAACAAAGAGACGAAUGUGUUCACUGUAAAAAUAAAUAAUUUGAAGUUAAGCGUGUAAAUACAAAAACCAUGUGUGUGUUUUAUUCUCUUCGUGUCAUUGUUAUUAAAGCUGCAUUUAAUAUUUAAUACAUCAACAUCUUUAUUACUACUUUAUUCUCCAUAUAUGUUGGAUUGUGUUUCUUGUAUGUUUAGCUGCUGUAAAUUAUUAAAAAUGUUUUAAUUGGAA
Messenger RNA from Cottoperca gobio, 5103 nucleotides. It is a transcript of the gene npr1a, whose product is annotated as natriuretic peptide receptor 1a. The record is from RefSeq and is a predicted model, not a curated record. Gene Ontology annotation, biological process: intracellular signal transduction; receptor guanylyl cyclase signaling pathway; protein phosphorylation. Lineage: Eukaryota; Metazoa; Chordata; Actinopteri; Perciformes; Bovichtidae. Gene Ontology annotation, cellular component: plasma membrane. Gene Ontology annotation, molecular function: guanylate cyclase activity; ATP binding; peptide receptor activity.